AUGAAUUACCUGCGCAGGCGUCUCUCAGACAGCAACUUCAUGGCCAACCUACCCAACGGCUACAUGACGGACCUGCAGCGCCCGCAGCCCCCUCCGCCGCCCCCCAGCGCCACCUCGCCGUCGCCCGGCAGCGUCUCGCCCGCCGAAAGGCCGCCGUCGGCCCCCAGCCCGGGCGCGGGCAGCAGCGGCGGGGCCGGGGGCUUCUUCUCCUCCCUCUCCAACGCCGUGAAGCAGACGACCGCGGCGGCGGCGGCCACCUUCAGCGAGCAGGUCGGGGGGGUUGCAGGCUCCGGAGGGUCCUCGGGACGCAGCAAAGUGCUGCUGGUGGUGGAUGAGCCAGGGACAGACUGGGCGAAAUAUUUCAAAGGGAAGAAGCUUCAUGGGGAGAUGGACAUCAAAGUUGAGCAGGCAGAGUUCUCCGACCUCAAUCUGGUGGCUCAUGCCAAUGGCAACUUCUCCGUUGACAUGGAGGUUAUACGCAACGGUGUUAAGGUAGUCAGGAGCCUGAAGCCCGACUUUGUGCUGGUCCGUCAGCAUGCCUUCAGCAUGGCCCGUGGAGGAGACCAUCGUGGCAUCGUGAUAGGACUGCAGUACGCAGGAGUGCCCAGCGUCAACUCCCUGCACUCUGUGUACAACUUUUGCGACAAGCCCUGGGUGUUUGCCCAGAUGGUUCGCCUCUUUCGCAAACUUGGACCGGAAGAAUUCCCACUCAUUGACCAGACCUUCUACCCCAAUCACAAGGAGAUGCUCACAACCUCCAAGUACCCAGUGGUGGUGAAGAUGGGACAUGCUCAUUCCGGAAUGGGCAAGGUCAAGGUGGAGAACCAGUAUGACUUCCAAGACAUCGCCAGUGUGGUGGCCCUCACCAAAACCUACGCCACUUCAGAGCCCUUUAUUGAUGCCAAAUAUGACGUCCGCAUCCAGAAGAUUGGCAACAACUACAAGGCCUACAUGAGAACCUCAGUCUCGGGGAACUGGAAAACCAACACAGGCUCUGCCAUGUUGGAGCAAAUAGCCAUGUCGGAUAGGUACAAGCUGUGGGUGGACACUUGCUCAGAAAUCUUUGGUGGUUUGGACAUCUGUGCUGUGGAGGCUCUGCAUGGGAAGGAUGGACGGGACCAUAUCAUCGAGGUUGUGGGAUGCUCCAUGCCAUUGAUUGGAGACCAGCAGGAUGAAGACAAGCACCUGAUAGUGGAGCUGGUGCUGACACGCAUGGCACAGACCAUCCCUCGCACACCUGUGCCCUCACCUGUGCGCUCGGCCUCAGGACAACAUGCCCAGGCUCAGCCAGCUCCAGCUGGGCAGCGACAAGGCCCUCCAGCCCAGCAGAGACCCCCGCCACAGGGAGGCCCACAGCACCCACCUCCAGGCUCCCAGCGCCCUCCUUCUCAGCAGCGCCCUCCCCCUCAAGGCCAGCAGCUCUCGGGCCUCUCCCCUCAGCCAGGUGGCCCCCCAAUGGGCCAGCGCCUGCCCAGCCCCACCACCCAACAGCCUCCUCCGCAGGCACAGCAGCGCCAGGCGGGGCAACGCCAGCCCGGCCCGGGAGCCCAGCAGCCUCGCCAGCAGGGCCCGCCGUCCGCGCCACAGUCCCCCCAGCCCCAGAGGGGUCCGAGCCCCAGCGGAGGCGGGCAGCAGCUGUGGCAACAAGCUCAGCAGCAGCAGCACCACCAACAGCAGCAACAGCAGCAGCGGGCUGGGGGUGCAGGCCCACCCAAGGCAGCCUCCGGGGGGCCCCCAGGGCCACAGCAGCCACAGCCACCACCACAACAGCGCCCCCCAGCGGCUGGAGGUCAACCACGGCAACAUCCGCGGCAGGCCAGCCAGGGGGGCCCACCUCAGCAGCGCCCUCCGGGGGCAGGAGCACAGCAACAGCGCCCAGCACCUCCCACAACCCAACAGCCAAGGCCUAGCACUCAGGGGCAGGGGCCCGGGGGGCCCGGGCAACAAGGCGGCCGCCCUCCACCAAGCCAAGGCAAACCACAAGUGGCCCAGAAACCCAGCCAGGACCUGCCUCCUCCGCAGCCCCAGCUGAACAAAUCCCAGUCUCUGACCAAUACCUUCCCCCUUGCAGAGGCGCCGGUGCCGCGGGGGAGCCUUAGUCAGGACGAAGUGCGAGCUGAGAGCAUCCGCAGCCUCCGACAGAGCUUCGCCAGCCUCUUCUCCGACUGAGAGACUCCCCCCUCCACGCUGGGACCCCUGACACCCCCCCCACGCACCUCCUGCGACUCUUCUCCCCUUCCUUCCCGCACCCCCUCCCUCUGCUCCUGCUGCCCCUCCAACACUCCACCGCAGGAGCCACAAGGGACGCGCGACCCCCUGCUAUUUGCUCAUCUUGGGCCAAGGAGAAUCCCAUUAUGGAGGGGGCGCCGGCCGAGGGAACCCUUGGCAAGAGAGGGGUGCCUCGCCUCGGCUGCCUUGCGCCCUUGGCAAGGGGUGGGGGUGGGGAGCUCCUUUGCGCCCACGGCAGGGGCCAAACUGGCUGGCUCCUAGGUACGUCUCUGCCUGGAAAUCCAGCCUGAAAGGUCACCGUACCUACCAGAACGGAUCGGGGCCAAAUGUACGGCAGGGUUUUGUGUGUCCAGUGAUGCUUCUGACUGUGGAGUCGGUUUUGAAAAUAAUUCUAUACAUCUCACAAAUCUAACGUCUGCAAAGCUGGAUUCUGAAAUAUUUUCCCACCCCACCCUAAAUCAAUUUCAAGAGCUCCACUUUCCCGCAGAGGGAGCCUCAGUUUAAAAAAUUGCCAAUAAAUCCCCCCACCCAAACCCCAUUUGUUCCAACUCCGGUUCCUAAAACCAAUUCUCCGUAUGCUUUGCUACCUACUCCCCAGGAAGAGGAGCCCACACCCACAAUUAAUGCUUCCCAGCACACACUCUGGCAAGGUGCGUCUCCCUGCCUGCAUUCCCUGGAGUCCUCCUUGAACCCAAGGCUGGAGAUUUCUCAAGUCCACAUCUCUUCUAACAUGAAUAUGCAAACUCUGCCCGGCUCUCUUCUCCUGGCCCCGAUGCUGGUGGGGGGGCAGGGGCGUCCCCAGGUUGGGGUCCAUGGGAGAGGAGAGGGGUCUCCGGGGAUCUCUGUACAUAGCACGAGGGAGGGGACCCCUCCUGGGCCAUGUCUGUGUUUGUGGCCACAAAGGUGUUUGUGUUGCUUUUUGUGAAUAAGCCAACCUAGCGCCAAUUUGCUCCCCUCCAACCCACCCAGUGUCCCUCUUGGUAGCUUCCCCAGCUGCCAAGCACCACCACCUCGGCUACAGGUGUCCCCCCCCUUCACACAGACCCCUUACCGAUUGGCAGCCUCUCCCCACCUAUCUUCCUUCCCUUGGGAACAGUAUACUUGGCAAGCCUUAAACCCGGUUUACCUACUACCCCUCUCUACCCCUUAUUGCAGUGUUCCCAUGGCUGUUGUGUUUUGAGGUCCACUUGUUGCUAGAAAGCUUCCAGGCAGUGGGCAGGACCAGCCGGGCUCUCCCUUUUUGUCUGAGCUGGAUGCUGGCCUGUGCUCUGAUCCACUGCCCCUGUGGAUCGGAGGGCCAGUUGGCCACCGAUGGGGAGGGAGCGUCGAAUCACAGCAUCAUAGAACUGGACAGGCACCAAGGGACCUCUAGUCCAAUUCCCUGCAAUGCAGGAAUCUCAGCUAGAUCACCCCUGACAGAUGGCCUUCCAACGUCUGCUUAAAACCCUCCAAGGAAGGAGAGCCUGCCACUUCUCAUGGGAGUCCAUCCCAGCCGUCUAGCACCUGCUGUUCUUCCAGAUGUUUAGUAGGUUUCUCCUUUCUUCUAACUUGAACCCAGAUUUGUUGACCCCACUCCCCGACUGGCCGCAGUCCCUCAUCCCCCCUCAUGGAUCCUACCUUCUCAGAGAACAGCCAUACUACUGCCGCUGUAGCCAAGGGAUGCUUUUGCCAGCUUGGGCCAGUGGCUGAAAGACAAGCACCCAUUGGACAUUUGAGGGGGCCUUUUUUAUUCAACGUUCAAAACCCAGAGCUUGAUUCCUCUCCCUCCCUAUUUGUACAUAAACUCAAGAGAGAAACUCCCCACUAUAUUUUUGUGAUUCCCUUUUCCUCUAAAGUUGUGUCGCCUACCCCCUGCUCCCCUUUGAAAAAAAAACACAAAACAACACUGGGGCGGGGAGAGGGAAUGCCUCAACGCGUGAUGGUCUGGUAGCUGCAAAGUCGCGUGUCGUAGCCGUGUUGUGACAUGACGCUUUGAGCUGUGUUUGCAACCUAUUGCCAGGGUUGGGGAGGGAGAAGACUACAGGGGUGUCCAGCCAGCCCCUGCGUAAUGCAUCCCUUUUCUCUCCCUCAACCUCUUCUCCCCAGGCAGAUGCUCCUUCUUCCCCACUCAAGGAAUCUGGGGAGGGCAAUUUAAAGUGCUAACCUGGUAUCUCUUUGUUAUUUAUUCUUGUCUGGAAAGUGCAUCCCCUUUCCCACACUCUUCCCAUGGGGAUAGAGGCCUUUCCUAUUGCUGUGAUUCUGUCUCUGUGUGGAUCAAAGUUUCAAUGGAUCAGUGGUGUAAAAGACAAAAAUAAAUAUAUUAUAUAAAUAUUAAAAAACAAAAACCCUCAACCUGCUGAAAAAAUGCACACAUUUUGUGGCUGGAAAGAAACCAAUAGAAAGAUAUAUAUAUAUUAUGCAGAGAAGAGAGUUAUAUAUGUACCAAGAUAUUAAACUGGAGAAAUGAUGAGAAGAAAUUUGUGUAUUAUUGGAG
This is a messenger RNA of Zootoca vivipara (common lizard), 4702 nucleotides long. RefSeq names its product synapsin I (gene SYN1). Gene Ontology annotation, cellular component: synaptic vesicle; synaptic vesicle membrane. Gene Ontology annotation, biological process: neurotransmitter secretion. Gene Ontology annotation, molecular function: ATP binding. NCBI's taxonomy places the organism in Eukaryota, Metazoa, Chordata, Lepidosauria, Squamata, Lacertidae. The record is from RefSeq and is a predicted model, not a curated record.